Molecule: messenger RNA, 1386 nt
Organism: Brenthis ino (lesser marbled fritillary)
Lineage: Eukaryota; Metazoa; Arthropoda; Insecta; Lepidoptera; Nymphalidae
Source: the annotation of a GenBank genome assembly
AUGCUAGUGUUGCCCGGCCCUUCCUACACGAACUCCGAUAAUCUAGCUCUACUGGCGGGGACUUUAAGAACUAUGCAGCGAGCAGCUUGUGACAAUCAAAUGGUAUCUUUGUCGUGUCCUUCUGGUACCAUAAUCAGUGUGCAGUUCGCACAGUACGGGAAGGCUGUGCCUGGAGGCCAUAGUUGUGUAGCUGACAGUGCAGGCAUAGUCGGUGAAACGGAAGAGUGCUUAUGGCCUAAUCCUAUGCAGUAUUCCAUAUUACAAACUGUGGUAGAGGCGUGUCAGAAAAAACCUCAAUGCGUGUUUAGUACUAAGUUGAAGCCAGGACAGGAAGACCCCUGCCCGCGAUCAAGAAAGUUCGUUGAAGUGGCGUAUAAAUGUCGACCCCAAGAGUUUCGCGGUCGGACAGGGUGUGAAGGCGACGUGGUCAAGCUUAGUUGCAACGCGUAUUCGCGUCUGGUGAUAUUCGAUGCGCAGUACGGCCGGACUGCUCUCGAGGCCAACGUAUGUCCACAGGCACCAGGAAUAUCAGAUGAAACGUGCACAUCUCCACUAGCAGUAGAAAAAGUGAUAAAGAUAUGUCAUGGGAAACGAUCGUGUCAAAUCGUCGCUAGAAAUGAAACAUUUGGCUCUAACUGUUUACCAAAGACCAGGCACAGCCUUAACGUGGUUUAUGCAUGUGUUCCUCUUGGAGUCCUCAUAGAGAGAUAUGAGAGUGCAAAUGAAGAAGACGAAGCAGAUAACAACUUUAAAGAUAAUAGUGAUAGCGGUCAUUUUGAUAAAUCAGAUGUUGGUAAGAAAUGGAAAGAGCCUAACGCUUAUGUAGCUAACGUCAAUGUUCCUCUACGUUCGACAAACGAUGAUAAAGAUACAUCGAUUGAGAUAUCAACGAAAUUAGAGGAUGAAGAGUCCCAACCCGUUAAGGAAUCGAAAUAUUUAUCCAAUAAAAAAUAUCUUAUUUACAGCAUCGCUGGAAUAAUAACGGCAAUCAUUAUAAUAGUUUUAAUAUUCGCAAUUCGCUAUUACAAAAUGCGAAAAAGAGAUAGGAAUUCUAAAAAUGGCGAUAUGUUCACUACAGAGACACCUAACGUUUUCAACGACGUGGCAUCAGAUAUUGACAACGAUGUUGACGUCAGUCAUAUUUCUGGAACAUUCUUUGAUCCUGUGCAUCCUGAUAUGAUUAUAUAUAGGGAUGGUCAGACUAAAACUGCUUUAAGGGCUAUGAAACCUUUAUCCACAGUGUACCCUUGUGCUGGCAGUAGUAUGUACGGGGUCGAUUACAUACAGCCUCGUAGUACAAGGUUCAUGAAUAAAGAAACAGAACCAGAAAUUAUGAUGAGUCCAAAGAGUUUACAUGGAUUUACUAAUUCCCAGUUUUAUUACGGG